Molecule: messenger RNA, 2496 nt
Organism: Aspergillus heteromorphus CBS 117.55
Lineage: Eukaryota; Fungi; Ascomycota; Eurotiomycetes; Eurotiales; Aspergillaceae
Gene: chsD
Product: chitin synthase D
Exons: 3
Coding region: 1-2361 (786 amino acids)
Cellular component (GO): cell septum; cell periphery
Molecular function (GO): chitin synthase activity
Source: RefSeq, a predicted model, not a curated record
AUGGCCGGAAACGCAUCGACGGCAGUGUUAGACACAUGGCCCACCAAAGACAUUAUAUACGUCUCGGUUCUCGGGCCUAUAUUGCUCGCAGCUCUAUUGGAGUGGUUCCUUUUCCUUGCUGCAUUCAUAUACUGCCUGUUUAAGGUCUACCAAAAGGCAGAUCACUGGAGCAUCAGACUUCUUGCAGUCAUCAUGGCGGUUCUGUUCGUAAUUUUCAGAGGAGUCUUUCUACCUGUUAUGAUCGCCAUUCUUCCUUUGCCCACUCAAGUUACGAAAUAUUUUCCCGGUCAACUCGUGGCUGCAUUGCAGUGGUUUGCAUUCUGGGCCUUUUCAGCACUGCUAAUCAUACCCUGGCUAUUCUGUGUCCACAGAUUUGUGAUUGGCUCUCUGGGUAGGACCAAACGGGUGAAAGAGGCUUUGGAUGACUUCACCGCGCCGAAAACCAUCAUCGUCAUGCCGGUAUAUAAAGAGGAGCCUCAUGUUCUGAUCAAGGCAAUCGACUCGGUGGUCAACAGUGAUUAUCCAUCGUAUUGCAUCCACGUGUUUCUCUCCUACGACGGGUGCAACAUUGAUGAGCCCUACCUUCAAGUGAUCAACCAUCUCGGCAUUCCGAUAGCGCUGGAGAGCUACCCGCAGAGCAUAGAUGUGACAUACCGAGGCGCGAGAGUGACUGUGUCCCGGUUCAAGCAUGGUGGCAAGAGACAUUGCCAGAAACAGACCUUCAGACUGAUCGACAAGGUUUAUGCAGACUAUCUCAAGCACCGCGACGACCUUUUCCUGUUGUUCAUUGACUCGGACUGCAUCCUUGACAAGCUCUGUCUGCAGAAUUUCAUGUACGACAUGGAAUUGAAACCGGGAAGUCAGCACAACAUGCUCGCGAUGACAGGCAUCAUCACUUCUACCACGGAAAGGAACUCGCUCAUUACCGUUCUACAGGAUAUGGAGUAUAUACAUGGCCAGCUUGUUGAACGCACCGUCGAGUCUGGUUGCGGCGCCGUAACCUGCCUCCCAGGAGCCCUGACAAUUUUGCGAUACUCAGCUUUCCGCAAGAUGGCCAAAUAUUACUUUGCGGAUAAGGCCGAGCAAUGUGAAGACCUUUUUGACUACGGCAAAUGCCACCUGGGAGAAGACCGUUGGCUGACACACUUGUUCAUGAUUGGAGCGAUUGAGCGCUACCAAAUCCAGAUGUGUACCAGUGCCUUUUGUAAGACAGAGGCAGUUCAGACUUUCAGCAGCCUCCUCAAGCAGCGGCGUCGAUGGUUCCUUGGAUACAUCACCAAUGAAGUGUGUAUGCUGACCGAUGUCAGACUAUGGAAGCGAUACCCGCUGCUGUGUCUGGUGCGCUUCUUUCAGAACACCAUUAGGACAACGGCGUUGCUCUUCUUCAUUCUGGUGAUUUCGGUCAUGACAACUUCCUGCAAGAUCCAGAACCUUCCAGUGGGCUUCAUUGCGGUCUCGCUGGGACUCAACUACAUUCUCAUGUUCUACUUUGGACUGAAGCUUAAGCGUUUCAAGGCCUGGCUCUACCCGCUGAUGUUCAUCCUGAACCCUUUCUUCAACUGGCUCUACAUAGUCUAUGGGAUCUUCACCGCAGGCCAGCGCACGUGGGGUGGGCCCCGAGCCGAUGCCGCCAAAGCCGACGAGCAUACCACCCCAGAGGAGGCCGUGGAAAAAGCGAGGGCCCAAGGGGACGAGCUGAAUGUCCAGGUAGACACAUUUCGAGCCAAGGCUGAGGAGAAGGGCGUCCCAAUCCGUCCGUCGGCCAAGGUCAAUGGCCGGCUUUCUGUGGCACCGCAGCUUCCUGACCGUUAUGUCGAUCACCAGACUGGUUUGGGGGCCAGCCUGGCCAAAUACAUGACCCCCCUUCCGGAGGUGCCUCGAAUCGGUCUCCACCCAGAUUACUCGCUCGACUCGGUGGCGACGUCGGACUCCGGCGCAAACUCAAUUGCUCUCCCCCAACAUGUGGAUACAUUGAUGAGCCCUGAGGAGCGAGCCAAACUUUAUCUUACGCGCCAGGCACAUGAGUCCACCGGUCUUCUACAGAGCCCAGAUGGUCACGGAGUGGACGUGACUGAUGCUGAGCUACAUUUGCAGCCCAGCGAGCAUCCCAAGACUGAGAAGCCGUAUGAUCUACAUACCACAGGGCCGGAAGCUUGCGUUUCUCAUGGCCAUCCGUCCGUCAUGUCGGCGAGCUCGCCGGAAUUGAUGUUACGGCAAGCCGUAGCAGCUUCACUUUCUGGGGAACUAUCCGAGCCAGAGAAGGGUAGAACGAUUCAAGCUUUACGGCGGCCACGGCUGAAGCGCCAAAGCAGGAUUCCAAGGCAGAUAGGGAGAUCGACCCGGCCGGAAGAUAUGGUCUGAAAUCUGAACGAGUGUAUUCCUUCACCCCAGAUGGUCCAGCGGGGAGGGAUGGAGACGACUGAGCGGGUUGAUGGUGGCAGUCUCAAAAAUAGCACAAGACGCGUCGGACACUUUAUCUGUAACUAUUGAUUGCGC